AUGAAACCGUACCAGCGGACAAACAAAGUGUUUAUGAUCGAGUUACGGUCGGCUUCCACGCUAGGACGUAUGCGUUUGUUGCUCCGAGAGUUCGGUAGCGACAUCGGGGCACUAUGGCGGCACGGAGCACCUUUCCCUACGUUUCUUAAGCUAAUUGGAACGCUGGUUUUAUGUCUCAUUGUUGUUCUGCCCCUGAUCUAUCCUGUUUUUAUUGUUGUAAUAACUUAUUUUACAUUUGAAGGACUGUACCUUAGUUGGCGAUUAGAUCAACCACGGCACUUCAUUCCUUCAUCGGUAAUGAGACGGGCACUCUCUGUCGCCUUUAAACCUAUACCGGGAACCGAGGUGUGGAAAGUACGUGAGGUUCUAACACGUGGAAUCCUCCUUGCUCACUCAUUAGCUACAUCUGUAGAUUAUCUUUGCGUCAUGCAAGGGCUACUCGAUGAAACGUAG
This is a messenger RNA of Bombyx mandarina (wild silkworm), 453 nucleotides long. RefSeq lists its product as uncharacterized. The record is from RefSeq and is a predicted model, not a curated record. NCBI's taxonomy places the organism in Eukaryota, Metazoa, Arthropoda, Insecta, Lepidoptera, Bombycidae.